UCUCUUCCACCACCUCCUAAUUUUCUCCAAAAUCUCCUCCAGUCUGCAAGAGAGAGAAGAAGAAAAAGGCUGUACAGCAGCAGCGAGCUCGAGGCGCAGCAACAGCGGGCCGGCGAUAGGCUAGGCUAGGCGAGGCAGGCAGCUGCAGCUGCUCCCGCGGAGCCGACGAUGGCUGGCGCCGACGUCGGGACGGAGCUCCGGCUGGGGCUGCCCGGAGGCGGCGCCGGCGAGGCCGCGGCGGCGGCCAAGGCCGGGAAGAGGGGCUUCGAGGAGACCAUUGACCUGAAGCUGAAGCUGCCCACCGCCGGCAUGGAGGAGGCCGCGGAGGCGCCGGCCGCCGAGAAGGCCAAGAGGCCGGCGGAGGCCGCCGCCGCUGACGCCGAGAAGCCACCUGCUCCCAAGGCACAGGCAGUGGGUUGGCCACCAGUCCGAUCGUACCGCAGGAACAUCAUGACCGUGCAGUCGGUGAAGACCAAGAAGGAAGAGGAAGCUGACAAGCAGCAGCCCGCUGCCAAUGCCAGCGGCAACAGCUCCGCCUUCGUGAAGGUGAGCAUGGACGGGGCACCCUACCUGCGCAAGGUGGACCUGAAGAUGUACAACAGCUACAAGGAUCUCUCCAUUGCUCUGCAGAAGAUGUUCGGCACCUUCACCACAACUGGUAACAAUAUGAAUGAGGUGAAUGGUUCUGAUGCUGUUACAACUUAUGAAGACAAGGAUGGCGACUGGAUGCUUGUUGGAGAUGUCCCAUGGCAGAUGUUUGUUGAGUCAUGCAAACGCUUGAGGAUCAUGAAGGGUUCCGAAGCCAUCGGUCUUGCACCAAGAGCAAAGGACAAGUACAAGAAUAAGAGCUGAAUAUGUUGCAGUAUGAAGAUGCUGAGCAUGGAGCCAUAAGAAUGGUGUUCUUGCAGUGUGUUAUGGUUUCUAUUAGAAAUAUAACGUUUUACUUGUUUAGUUGGAUUAAAAGAAGGAGAGUUGUCAUGUUUAAUUUGUUUAUGGACCAGAAGCAAUAAUCUAUUUGGGUGUAGCUGUAUUGGUGUUAUGUGAUGUCCCCUACCGUGUGUCCCAGGAUCUACUUCAUGAUUUUAUUCUGAUGUUGUUAAUUUAAGUUUGUGUGAUUGUGAAGUAAAGGGUAUCAAUGAAACUAUUAUUAUUAUGGUA
Messenger RNA from Oryza brachyantha (malo sina), 1158 nucleotides. RefSeq names its product auxin-responsive protein IAA13. NCBI's taxonomy places the organism in Eukaryota, Viridiplantae, Streptophyta, Magnoliopsida, Poales, Poaceae. The record is from RefSeq and is a predicted model, not a curated record. The transcript is spliced from 5 exons. Gene Ontology annotation, biological process: regulation of DNA-templated transcription. Gene Ontology annotation, molecular function: protein binding. Gene Ontology annotation, cellular component: nucleus. Bases 169 to 852 code for a protein of 227 amino acids.